CUCGUCGUCUCUUCAUCAGCGGAAGCAGCCUCCACCAUCCGCGACCUCCACCAUCCAAGGACGUACGGCUCGACUCGACACGGCACCGAGCCCUCAUCCUUCGUUGUUUCAUGAUGAAGAUUGACAACAGCCUGAGCGCGCCCCAGCUGUCCGAGUCCUUGUCCCAGGCCGGCCUUCAGUUCACCGUGGCCACCGAGGAGGACUUUGACGACAUCAUGGCCAUGAGCCAGGACAUCUACGGAGGCCUGGACUACCUGCCCACCAGGUACAGCAGCUGGCUGCAGGAAACCAACCGCACAGUCAUCCUGGCACGCAAACAGGGAAAAGUGAUCGCCCUGGAGUCGGUAUGCGUGAUCGACGAAGGCGAGACCAUGCUAGUAGAGGGCCUCCGCGUGGCCCCCCAGGAAAGGGGCAAGGGCGUGGCGGGGGUUCUGCUGCGCUUUUGCUCUGAGCUGGUCAAGUCCAAAUACCCCGAAGUAAAGGUCAGCCGCCUGACCCGCGACGAUCAGCUGGGUCCCAAAGAUUUCCAGAAGUAUCGCAUCAUAACCAAGCAGGGCAUCCUACUGGUGCGCUUCCGAGCCGAGGAACUCAAUCGCCGACUCACUGACCUCGGCCACGGGGAAACCCAGCCGGCGUCCGCAUCCUUCCCAAAUGCGCCUCCAAUUCGUUUGGACCAGGGCGCCGUCCUUCGGCUCUUUCUGACGAGCGACCUGAUGCGGGGGGUCCUCCCGAACGCCACCAUCAUUCAAGACUGGCAGCCUUUCAAGCCCGUGCCCGGGAACAUGGCCAUCUUGAUGAAGAAGGAUAUUGACUGGAUGGUGGAUGACGCGUCAAAGCCGAGCGUGGGGAGCCUGUGUACCUUUCCCUUUAGGGUCCCUAUCGGAGAGGACUGGUACUACCUGAACAUCGACAUGUUCGGCAAAGACCUGGAUCUGGUGCGCCAGCAGUUCUUGAGCCACCUGCAGCGUCACACAGCCACUUUGAAGGGUCACGUCAUGUGCCAGAUGUUCCUGGACCCGCCCCUGUGGAAACCCAUGGCCGAUUUUUGCCGCCACACCCUGAGCGUGGAGCUGGUGAAAGAAUACACGGAGCAAUGCGUGGUGGAGGCUGACGUCAUGUAGUCGGGAAGGAUGAGGGAACGGACACGGCCAGAUUGUGGUGUGGAGGGGAUGGAAACCAAACCGACUAACUCUACUAGAAAAGCACCACAAGUCUACGCCCCCCUUGUGUUACCAUAAGCAGUAUUUGAUGUCCUUUUUUUUUUUUUUCCCCCAGAGCAAGAGGAGGUUGGUUGAUUGUUGUCAUAUUCCAGAUACAUCCCGGCACAACCUUAUAGUCUCACAGCCGUGCAUUGAGGCCCAGAUGGUAUCUCCAAAUCACUGGAAUUGGCUUACAAGUACGCGCACAAGUCUGAAGGCACUUUAAAUUCCCUUUCAAGAGAGUCCCCAACCACCCCACCCCACCCCGCUAAAACAAUAACAGCAUGAACCAGCGUGGUAAUGUUGUCAAGAUCGGAGCUCCUGAACCUUCGCCCAAUUGCGUAACCAAGCGAGGCAAAGCCACCCAGCGAGACCAACGUGUUGUAGUUGCCCUGCGGGUCGUCGGUGGUACCAGCAAGAUUCCAGCUGGUCACCACCAUUCACCAGCUCCUGGUGGGGCCUCAGCAACAUGUUGACCCUGCUGGGCGGCUUGAUUGAAGGUUCGGCUGUUGAAUUCCAGUUUUGUUGCACCCUUUGACAUUUCUGGUGACAUCAGCACGGGAACGCAACAAAACCAUGCUGGCGUUUUGUGUUUUUGUAGGGACACCAACUACCGAGAUCAAAAUGACAUUCAUUAUCAGCUGCUCUUCACUGUAACUGGAUGUAAAACAAGUAUGUUACUAAUUCA
This is a messenger RNA of Syngnathus typhle (broad-nosed pipefish), 1887 nucleotides long. RefSeq names its product N-acetyltransferase 16 (gene nat16). The transcript is spliced from 5 exons. Gene Ontology annotation, molecular function: acyltransferase activity, transferring groups other than amino-acyl groups. The record is from RefSeq and is a predicted model, not a curated record. Bases 111 to 1121 code for a protein of 336 amino acids. Lineage: Eukaryota; Metazoa; Chordata; Actinopteri; Syngnathiformes; Syngnathidae.